AUGGAACGCGCUGAAGGCGCACAGGACCUUCCUCAACCCAGUGACAUCUAUGGGCUGAACAUGGAGAUUCCAAAGAAUCUUCCCAAAAAAAGAAAAAGGAAGAGAAAGAGGAGAGUUCAGCCGCCAAAUAAGAGGAGGAGAAUAGAAACAUCAGAGAAGGCGAAAGAUGGCGGCAAAGAAAAAAUGAUCAAGGCUUCGAAAAGACCUGGAAGCCCUAUACAGGAGAGUAUCCUAAAAAAGAGGAAGAGGGGAGAAAAGACAGGGGGAAAAGCUGAAGAUGGACCAAGCACAUCCUAUAACACUGAGAUGGAACAGCUGUCAGUGACAACCCCAGCAGAAACCCCCAUCAUUGUGACUGGACUGGAAAGCUUCACCUUCCAUAAAAUUCUUGGAGAGGGUGGUUUUGGUAAAGUCAUGCUGGCCACACAUCCCGACUGCCAACAACAACUGGCAGUGAAGCUGGUGAAGAAGAGGGUCCUGCUUCAGAACUUUAGUAACAACGUUCUGAUUGAGCGACAGGUCCUGGAGGUGACUGGGAAAAGUCCACUAUUCACCCAUGCUUAUGCCACCUUCCAGACCAAGGACUAUGCCUUCUUCAUCAUGGAGUUUCUCAGCGGAGGAGACCUAGGUGACCUCAUACAUGCCAAAGCCCCAUUCACCAUUCCAGUCACCAGAUUUUUUGCAGCUGAGAUCAUCUGUGGGCUGCAGUUUCUCCAUAACAGAGGCAUCAUACAUAGAGACAUAAAACCAGAAAACAUCUUAAUGGACAGCGCCGGUCACUUGAAGAUUGCCGAUUUCGGUCUUGCCGUGAUGAACAUCUUUGGGGAAAGGAAGAUCUCACAAUAUGCCGGAACUCUUAGCUACAUGGCACCCGAGAUUCUUCUCGAGAAGCCCUACAACACGGCAGUGGACUGGUUCUCAGCUGGUGUGACGAUAUAUCAGAUGGCUAGUGGCAAAUAUCCAUUCUCUGCCAGUAUAUUUCCGGAAAAAAUUCAGAAGUCACUGAUCAACGAUUUUCCCACCUACCCAAAACGACUCGACCCACAAGCCAGAGACCUCAUAGAGAGGCUCUUAAUCAAGUCACCAGAGAGUCGCCAGUUAGCGGUAUGUAACAUCAGGGAACAUCCAUUUUUCAUGGACAUCGAGUGGACAGAUAUAGAGGAAGCAGCAGCUUGUCCACCAUUCCAACCAGGACCAAACAUUUGGCAGAAUUGUGAGAGAGAUCGUUCACAGGAUCUGGAGGAGGAUAAACCACUGGAAGUGAGCAGCUCCACUAUAUAUACAGAUGUCCACAAUAGAUCAGUGGGAGAAAACCAUCAUGUUAUAGCAGAGCCUCUUGAUGACAUUACACUCACCAGGAAAAUCCACCGAGAAUUGCUGUCCUUGUAUGAGCCUCAAAUUCCAACCUCUGACCUCUAUGUACUCUCCUGA
Molecule: messenger RNA, 1431 nt
Organism: Bufo bufo (common toad)
Lineage: Eukaryota; Metazoa; Chordata; Amphibia; Anura; Bufonidae
Product: protein kinase C delta type-like
Exons: 8
Coding region: 1-1431 (476 amino acids)
Biological process (GO): intracellular signal transduction; peptidyl-serine phosphorylation
Molecular function (GO): protein serine/threonine kinase activity; ATP binding
Source: RefSeq, a predicted model, not a curated record